AUGGCCCCCGUUUCCAACAAGUGCUUCGUCUUCAAGCAGGUCCCCAAGGGCCUGCCCGUCCCGGGCCAGGACCUCACCGUCGAGGACCGCCCCAUCGACCUCGACCAGCCCCUCAACGGCGGCAUCCUGAUCAAGGUCCUCUACUCCUCCUUCGACCCCUACAUGCGCGGCCGCAUGCGCCCCGCCGAGGCCGGCAAGUCCUACAUUCCCCCCUUUGAGCAGGGCGCCACCAUCGUCUCCUCCAUCGUCGCAAAGGUCGAGCGCUCCGACACCCCGCAGUUCGCCGCCGGCGACCUCGUCACCUCCUUCAUGGGCCCCAACGCCGAGUACGCCGUCAUCCCCGCCAAGUUCACCCAGGGCUUCUUCAAGGUUCCCAACACCCACAACGUCGACCUCCCGCUCUUCGUCGGCGCCCUCGGCAUGCCUGGCAUGACCGCCUACGAGGGUCUCUACGACAUCGGCAAGCCCCAGAAGGGCGAGACCAUCUUCGUGUCUUCCGCCGCUGGCGCCGUCGGCCAGAUUGUCGGACAGCUGGCCAAGGCUGAGGGUGUCAAGGUCAUUGGCUCCGUCGGUUCUGACGAGAAGCUCGACUUCAUCAUCAACGAGUUGGGCUUCGAUGGCGGCUUCAACUACAAGAAGGAGUCUCCCCGCGACGCCCUGAAGCGUCUCGCGCCCCAAGGUAUUGACAUGUACUUUGAGAACGUCGGUGGUGACCACCUCGAGGCUGCCCUCGAGUCCUUCAACCCCAAGGGCCGCAUCAUCGGCUGCGGUAUGAUCUCCGACUACAACACCCCUCUCGAGCAGCAGAAGGGUGUCCGUGGACUCUUCCACCUCGUCGCCAAGAAGCUCUCUUUCCAGGGCUUCCUUGUCGACCUGUCCCCCGCCAAGUACAAGCCCUUCCAGGAGAAGGUGCAGCCUCUUAUUGCCAAGGGUGACUUGAAGGUCAAGGUUCACGUCACGGAGAGCAUUGAUCAGGCUGCGGAGGGUUUCGUCGGUAUGCUUACGGGACAGAACUUCGGCAAGGCUGUCUUGAAGAUUGCGCAGGAGUAA
Messenger RNA from Colletotrichum siamense, 1050 nucleotides. It is a transcript of the gene RED1-0, whose product is annotated as NADP-dependent oxidoreductase RED1. The coding region runs from base 1 to 1050 and encodes 349 amino acids. Gene Ontology annotation, molecular function: oxidoreductase activity, acting on the CH-CH group of donors, NAD or NADP as acceptor. The transcript has a single exon. NCBI's taxonomy places the organism in Eukaryota, Fungi, Ascomycota, Sordariomycetes, Glomerellales, Glomerellaceae. The record is from RefSeq and is a predicted model, not a curated record.